Molecule: messenger RNA, 1917 nt
Organism: Moesziomyces aphidis
Lineage: Eukaryota; Fungi; Basidiomycota; Ustilaginomycetes; Ustilaginales; Ustilaginaceae
Source: the annotation of a GenBank genome assembly
AUGGCUGAAGCAGGACCAUCUUCAGCAGCGAUGGCCAGUGCGCCGUUGCAUCACGUCGCGGCUGCCCAUCAGUCGGAGUUGUACGCCUUUCUCUCGGCGAACUCGGUGCAACUCGUCGACAUCACCUCCGAGGCCAAGCCGACGACGCUGGCCAUUCCGACCACCGUCUUCGUGCCGCAGCCGACGCUUCCAGACCAGUCGGAUGCCGAGCGAUAUGCCGACCAGCCUCAUAUUAGCUUCGCCCGUCUCGCCAGCUUCUCGCACUCGGACCGCUUCCUCGCGCUAACCGGAGACGACAAGGUGUUGCGCGUCUGGAAGCUUCAACGAGACGCCGACAACCGCAUCACCGGUUUCGAAUUCGGCAAAGAGAUCGUGAUCAAGCUUCUUCCUAAGCGCGCCGCCGUCCUACACUGGAUGCCACCCACCGACAACACUCCCGCCGGCUCCGAAGAGCUCAUCGUCAUCGACCGUUUCGGCGAUGUUCGCAGCAUCAUGGUCAACGAGAACGAUGUUCGAACGCUUCCUUCCACCUCUCCUGACGCCGAUGCGAAAGUUGACGCUUCGGCGGAUGAGCAGGACCAGAUGGAUUCGCCCACCGACGCGUCCAUGCAGAUCCUCCUCGGCCACGUCAGCAUGAUCACCAGCCUCGCCUUCAUUCCCGCCGCCAAGCAGGGUGCGCCGCCCGCGUACAUUAUCACGGGCGAUCGUGACGAGCACAUUCGCAUUUCCAGAUGGGGUUCGAAGCGCCUUGCCUAUGUCAUCGACAGAUUCCUGCAGGGGUCCCAAGCCUUUGUUGGCGCUCUUGCUGUUGUUGCCAACGCCGAGGGCACUCUGCGCCUCGUCAGCUCGGAAGGCGGCCAAUCGCUGCGUGUCUGGACGUUGCCGCAGCCCUCGGCACCAGCGACAGGCUCGGCGGCAGACACGAGCUCCGAACACGCCUGCCUCUCCAUCAACGACUUGGGCGCGGUUCUCGCGCCUUUCGUGCUCGCCCGCGACCGCGAGGAGCGCAAGAGGGAGUCCAAGGCUCUUCAGGCUUCGAGCAAGCGCAACAAGGCCGCCAAGCGCAAGCAGGACCAGCGUGGCACCGACGGCAGCGCGUCGGAAGCAGCGGAAGCAAAGCCGCUCGCUGCGCAGUACGCAAAGGACUCCAGGCCCACCGUCGUCAUCUCUGAUCUGCUUCCCUUCACCGACGCCGAGGGGACACAAUGGCUCCUAGUCGUGGUCGAGGGAGCGACUGCAUUCUUCCACAUCCCGGUCAGCGCAUUGCUAGAGCCCGACCCUUCGGAAGACAAGAAGAGAGACAUCUCGAGUCAGAUCCGCGUCACCCGGGCCGCCGCGCCGAUCUUGCACCUCGCUUUGGUCCAGCGCGCUGCGAGUGCCGGCGUAUCCGUCAUUGCCACCUUCGACACACGACCCGAGUUCCGCGGCGAAGCCGAGGCUGCGCAUGAUGCCAGUGCAGAAGCUGCAGUCUUCCGUCUGGAUGCCGCUGGCAACUUUGCACGCGAGUCGGAAUCGCCGCUGAUCCAAGCCCUGCUGCCUGCCACCGAGCCGAGUGCCGGUGCAUCCGACGAAGCGCCGAGAGCGCUGCUCGAUGCGUCGAUUGUCGAGCACCUCGGCUUGUACCCAGCGCUCACCACCUGGCCCAAGAUCGAGGUGCCUUCGUCGGCCGAGAUCAUCGCUACGCGCUCGUCUCGCAAGGGCAGGUUCAACCAUCCGCUCGACACCUCGCUCAUCGGAGUUGCCGAGGUCAACGAGACCAAGCCCUCGACUGCUUCGUCUGACCCUGCUGCCGACGACGCGCAACGUCGCAAGCUCGUCAAGACAAUGCAGGGUGGCAAGCGCGAACGCGGUCGCGAACGCAAUCGAGAGGCUAUCCGUCUGGCGCAGGAACAGGCGCAAGAGCAGGCCUCCCAGUAG